UACCGGAUUGACAUUUCACCAUCACCUCCUCACACGAAUACAUUUCAAUAAAUACUCGAAAGUGAUUACCUUUCCACGUCCAUUCUCAAGUGGAGGUUAUAGCAAAGCUGUCGACAAUGAAGGCUUGUUUGGCAUUUGCGUUAGCCCUAGUGGGAAUCGCUUCCAGCUACCAGUACCCAAAUAAUAUUGAUCAGCAAACAUACGAAGCUCGUAAUCAUGGCGUUAAGCAUCAAUAUUAUGCCGCCACCACCCAGAAACCAAAUUAUCCGAGCAAGGGCGAAUGGGAAUCUCUAAAUCCAGCCUACAGUCCCGAUCCGGAGAAAAUGGAGAAAAUUAAAAAGCAAUGGGAGAAAUUUUACGAAUACCUUCCAUACCUUAAAGGACCUGCUGGACCACCCGGCCGACCCGGUGCGCCAGGAAAAGAUGGGAAAGACGGCUACAAUGGCGCUCCCGGUCUACAAGGACCUCCUGGCAAGGAAGGCAAGUAUGGAGCUCCUGGCGCUCCUAGCGUAGUUCCAGGUCCUCCUGGACCAGCAGGGCCACCUGGAUACAUUGGCAAAGAUGGCGUUGCCGGACCUCCCGGUAGGCCUGGCAAAGAUGGCUCUAAUGGCAAUAACGGAUCACCAGGCACACCAGGCUUGCCGGGCAUUCGAGGCAAUCCCGGUAAAGAUGGUUCGCCAGGAAUUCCCGGCGCUCCAGGCCCAGCUGGACCUGAAGGUAAACGAGGACAAAUGGGAUAUGAUGGCAAGCCUGGACCUGCUGGACCUGCUGGACCACCUGGAGCUAACGGAUAUGAAGGUAAACCAGGCGUACCUGGCGCACCAGGUAACCCAGGCACACCAGGCACACCAGGAAAGCCUGGAUUGGCUGGACCACCUGGACCACCUGGACCUGAAAGGCAAUAUCAGCAGCAAUAUCCUGCACAGCCGCAAUAUCCUGUACAGCAGCAGCAAUAUCCUGCACAGCAGCAGCAAUAUCAGACACAGUCGCCUCCACAGCAACAGAAAUAUCAGCCAGCAGCAAGCGGCGGUUACAAGCAGGGCGGCCAGUAUGAUUAUUAAACCACAAUCAUGUCUGAAUUGAGUAAUCACGGCGCCAUAUUUCUCUAACCUGACCCUUGAUUUCUAUCGUGCUUUUCUUUGGAAUAAUAUAUACACAAGUCAAAUAUUAA
Daphnia pulicaria is the source of this 1171-nucleotide messenger RNA. RefSeq names its product collagen alpha-1(X) chain-like. The transcript has 5 exons. The record is from RefSeq and is a predicted model, not a curated record. Lineage: Eukaryota; Metazoa; Arthropoda; Branchiopoda; Diplostraca; Daphniidae. The coding region runs from base 117 to 1061 and encodes 314 amino acids.